GCGUGUUAACCAUGACAACCGUUGAACGUACAUGAAAUAUUUCAAAGAGAACACAAACGCAACCCCGCAUUGCGUUUCCGUCGAUUGUUGUCUGAAUGGAAACUUGCCAACUCUGGAGAAAUAAAGAUCCGCUGUAUUAUUACUUCAAACUCAUCACCGAAGCAAUGGAAGACUUUGAUGAACGCGCUCGUUUGUGGUCGCGUCACGUCACGUCGCGUCGCGUCGGAUGGGACGCUCAGCAUAGGGCGCAUUGUUGAGAGAAUUGGCUCCGCCCGAGCGCGCUGAAGCGCACAACUUUCCUCAGUGCGCGAGUAACGGAGCGGCGUCCGUCAGCACAAGAAAACAAUGGCUAACAUCAAAGUUAUAUCAAUGCUACUGUUCUUAGCGGUAUUGGAGGCUCGGCCAUCUGCAGGACUACAGCCGAAAAUACGACAGAAGAGAGAAUGGAUUGUUCCACCCCGAAAACUGACAGAGAAUAUCGAUUACACAAAUUUGGAAUACAUUGCCAAAAUCCGCUCAGAUGAGGAGACCAGGACCACUAUAAGGUACUCUCUGACUGGACCCGGUGCUGAUCAACACCCCUUGGGAUUGUUCUCGGUGGGGCAUGAAAACGGCUUGGUGAAGAUCAGCGGUGUGUUAGACAGAGAGAAAAUUCCCAGCUACCACCUUCGAGGAGUGGCCAAGUUUUUGAACGGCAGCAAUGCUGAGAAAGAUAUUGAUCUGAGGAUCGUGGUGCUUGAUCAGAAUGACUGUGCUCCGGUGUUUACUACUCGGACAAGUGGAGCGGUUCAUGAGAUGUCCGCAAGAGAUACGUUUGUGAUGAGCAUCACAGCAACUGAUGAAGAUGAGAAAGGAACAUUAAAUUCAAAAAUCGCCUACAGCAUCGUUGAACAGAGUCCUGCUAAAAUGUUCUACAUUGAUCGAGAGUCUGGAGGGAUACACGUCAUGCACAAAACUCUCGACAGAGAGAUACACGACAAAUACACAUUGACUGUGAAAGGGACAGAUAUGAAUGGAGCUUCAAACGGAAACUCAGGAAUGGGAGAAGUUGUAAUCAACAUUCUUGACGAGAAUGACAACAUUCCCACUUUGGAGAAAAGCGUUUAUGAGUGCAGUGUGGAAGAAAACACAAAGCAUGUGGAAGUUGUCAGAAUUCAGGCCAUUGAUGCUGAUCUCAUUCAUACUGACAACUGGUUGGCUGUCUUCAGCAUUAUGUCCGGAGAUGAAGCCGGUUAUUUCUCAAUAAGCACUCUCAACCACACCAAUGAAGGCAUUCUCAUCCUUAAUAAGGAACUGGACUAUGAAGAGCUGAAGGAAGUUAACCUGCUGGUGUCCAUCUCCAAUAAGGCAGCGUAUCACUCAUCAGUGGUCAUAACACAGACCAAAACGUACCGCAUUAAAGUCAAUGUGGUCAACCAGUCUGAAGGGCCACGCUUCAAACCUGCUAUCAAAGUCAUCACACUGUCUGAAGACAUUACCCACAUUGACAUCAGAAAAAUCAUCACCAACUAUGUGGCCAUCGACAGUGACACGCUGUUAACUGCUACUAAUGUAAGGUAUGCGAAAAUAUACGACAUUGGCAACUGGCUGCUUAUUGAUGAGAAGACGGCUGAUAUACGGCUUAAUAAAAUACCAGAUUAUGAAUCCAAGUUUCUGAUCAAUGGCACUUACUACGCCAAGAUAAUCUGCAUCACCAAAGAUUUCCCAGCUAAAACCGCCACAGGUACGAUUGCCAUUCAGGUGGAGGACUUUAAUGACCACUGUCCCAUCCUGAGCAGGCCUUCUCAAACACUCUGCUAUGGAGAGCAUGUAGUUCACGUCACAGCUGUGGACGGAGAUCAUUACCCCAAUGCAGAACCCUUUGAUUUCAAAGUGACCUCGUCGGAGUCGUGGAGUGUCCAGCGUUUCAACGACACUACAGCAAUAUUCAGAUCUCAUGCGAGACUCUGGCCCGGUGUGUACCGUCUGCCUGUGGUGGUGCGGGACCAGCAGGGCAAGUUCUGUGGCGAUCAGCAGGUGCUUCAGGUGAACGUUUGUGCAUGUGACGCUUCUAAAGUUUGCCUGCCAAGACGACCGGACUCCAGAUUUGGAGCACCUGGUGUUCUUCUAAUGCUGCUGGGACUGCUGCUCCUCCUCUUGUUUCCUCUUCUGCUGCUUUUCUGCAUCUGCGGUGGCGCAGCAGCUGCGGCGAAUUUCCCGUUUGAUGCUAAAGAGCACCUUAUUGUGUACAACACUGAAGGACAGGGAGACGACAAGGUAAUGGCUCUCCUGGAAAUGUCAAAAACAAUUGAUGAACACAAGAGCAAUACUGUGGAAGUUGUAGGGGGAAGACAGGAGAAGAUUAGUGAUGCUGUGGAUGCUGAAAGAUUGGACUGGUCCUCCUUCCAUCAAUAUGACCGGCGUGGUAAUGUGUAUCAUCACCACACACAUCAGUUUGAUGCGGAGCAAAUGUACAAUCGCAGAAGAGAUGAACAUAUGAUUGCCAGUUUCAAAGAGCACAACAUCUAUGAAGGGCUUGCUCUGUCUGAAGCUUUCUUGGCCAGCUACUAUUCUAAUAGGGCAAGAUGUGUGGCUAAGGAGGAUGAUACCGGAGACCAGCUGUUGGUCUACGACUACGAGGAUCAGGAAUCUUGCAUGGGAUCACUGGAGGACAUCUGCAGUUUCAUGAAUGAAGACAACCUUAACUUUCUGGAUGACCUUGGCCUGAAGUUCAAGACUUUGGCUGAGAUCUGCUCAGGUUCCACCAUUGAGACUGAUAUUAACGUGUCCAGCCCAGUGACCACUAAAGCGGUGCCAUCUGUCCCACACAGAAAUGUCAACACAUUCGAAAAGGUAAGCGGUGUGCACUCUCAAGAAACCGAAAACACCUCCAGCGCCUCCAUCAUCCUUCAGGCUUCAGGCGUGGAGCAGGUCAGCCGCGCAUCUCUGACAGGAGCGUACAUCCAUGAGAAAGUAAUGGUACAAAACCCACCCAUGUUCGUCCAACAGCCUGCCUUGUACUACACCUCCACCAACCCGCUUUACUUUGUAGAUCCUCAUCCCGCUCUGCUGGUGACGGCCAGCCCAGUCCAGGAUGUGCAAGAGAACAUGGUGGUCGUGGAUAAGAAGAACAUGGACACCACCCAGCAUACUACAGUCAAACAUGACAUGCAGCAGUACCAGGGAUUAGUCCUACUGGAGAACCAGCUGAAGAUAGGGAGUUUGGCGGCGCAGAGCUCUCUCUCAGGAGCUGAAAUGAAACAGUCUACAGCGGCCCAUGAUGUCAGCCAGGUGCUCUAUUCAGCCAGCAGGCGAAUGCCAGCAGAGAGGACGUCUGUGGAUUCAAUGGAUAUGAGGGUUUGUCAUAGUGUGUCAACAAACAUGUGAAGUCAUAGUUUCUACAUCUCUCUUGCUCUACUGGUUAAAUGGAAAAUUUGAAAAAAGUGUCCUGUCCUGUCCUGCAAAGCUGCUGGUGUACACUCUACUUGUCCUCUGCUGACUGGAUAACUGCACAGAAAUGAUGUUUUAUUGACAAAGUUCGGGAGGAGCAUGUGCAGAUUACUAAACCGGCUGGCUUCCAUGACCAAUCUCACCAAUCAUCCAUUUAGCUCGUAGAAAAAAACCCUACAAAUACACAAGAAGCCUUACUCUCUUUCUCUCUACAUUUUCGCAACAUCCCAAAGCCACCCAAACUCCUCACCAUCAGUCCAUUUUUACCGCAGCAUAACAGGGGGGAACGACCCAAGUCCGGGCACACACCGGGACAGCACGGGAAGUCCGUGACUUUAUUGAUUAAAAGUGAACAGAUGUUAUUGAGUAAGUACCCAUUCACUGCAAUCUUACAAUAAUGAUUUUGAGGUUUAGCUGUCGUUACGUCACUCAUAACGAAGGGACGUACAGUAACCUGCAACUCUAUAUUUCAAACAGCAAAGGUUACAGCUUUUUGAUAUCGUUUUUUUUGCGCUUGUUUUUUAGAGUAACUGCAGAGCAUUCAUGUGUAUUUUAAGUAUAUUCUACACUACAUUUAAGAGGAUUUGCACAUUGUACACACACAUUUUGAUAUAAUUCAAAUGUAACUGCAAAGAGGGUUUUUACACAUACACACAUACAAGGCAAAUGCAGUCUGUUGGUUUGUAUUUGUAUUUUGUAUUGCCUAAAGAAUUUUGACUCAACAGCUUUUUGCCAUAAUUAUAGAAUAAUUCUCCUGGUUUAUUGAUGAUGGGAAUAAAAGAGUAUCUGUGAUGAUUGUACUUGGUUUCUUCCUGUUAAAAGAUAGAGAGGAAAGAUGGGCAAAACAAACACUGACAACAACAAAAGAUGGACUUGCCUUACGAUAUUAUAUCGCUUCUAGUUUUUAUUCUUUUAUGACUCUUUAUGAUGUAUCUGCUACUGUAUGUGAAUAAACGGAACCUUCUAACACUACCUGAAUAAACAUCAGGAUGAUAAGGUU
Triplophysa dalaica is the source of this 4429-nucleotide messenger RNA. It is a transcript of the gene dsg2l, whose product is annotated as desmoglein 2 like. The transcript has 14 exons. Gene Ontology annotation, molecular function: calcium ion binding. The record is from RefSeq and is a predicted model, not a curated record. NCBI's taxonomy places the organism in Eukaryota, Metazoa, Chordata, Actinopteri, Cypriniformes, Nemacheilidae. Gene Ontology annotation, cellular component: plasma membrane; desmosome. Gene Ontology annotation, biological process: homophilic cell-cell adhesion. Bases 346 to 3366 code for a protein of 1006 amino acids.